Molecule: messenger RNA, 1327 nt
Organism: Centrocercus urophasianus (Greater sage-grouse)
Lineage: Eukaryota; Metazoa; Chordata; Aves; Galliformes; Phasianidae
Gene: OIP5
Product: Opa interacting protein 5
Exons: 5
Coding region: 29-670 (213 amino acids)
Biological process (GO): CENP-A containing chromatin assembly; chromosome segregation
Cellular component (GO): chromatin; nucleus; chromosome, centromeric region
Source: RefSeq, a predicted model, not a curated record
GGUGCGCUUCAGCGCCGGACGGGAGGAGAUGGCGGUGCGGAGGCAGCUGCGACGAUUCUUCGAAGAGCCGCAGAUCCGCGGCACGAUCGUGGUGGAGCGGCCGCUCUCCUCUGAGCCUCCUCCGGCUCCUGCUCCUGCUUCGGCUUCAGAGGUGCCGCAGUGCUGCGAGCUGCGAGCGGAGGACUGCGCCGUGUUCCAGUGCCGCGGGUGCUGGGCGGUGCUGGGCGACUCGCUGCAUCUGUGCGCGCUGGAGGAGCAGCGCCUCGGCCUCGUCGUCUGCCUCAGAGUCACCAGCAACGUGCUGUGCGAGGAGGAGCUGAUGGUCGGCCUGGAGGGAGCCCUGACGGGAUGUGCUUACAACACGUUGUCUUGUCAGUCGUGUGGUACAGUUGUGGGCUUUGUUCUCUAUUCUGCCUUCAGAGACCUGACCCAUCUCCGAGGCUUCUUCUGUUUCUUCAAGAAAAGCAUCUUCUGUUAUCUCUUAAAAAGCAAAAUGAUAAUAGAAGCUUCUAAGGUGAAAUUUCCUGCUGUGACCCUAAAGGAUCAAAUAGAGAAACUGAAAGAAAGCCUUGUGAUGACACACAUGCGCAUCGAAUUGCUGAUGAAGAAGGUGGAGCAACUGAAACAAAAUAAUGUGGCAGAAAACAAAGCUUUGCAUCACAUGUCCUAAUGCCAGGAUAUGCAAUAGUCGAUACCAAGAAAUAUGCCAUUUUGAGGAACUACUGGAGUCGUUUCUGCAGCUCUGCUAAGUUUCAUCAUCUAGCAUGAACAAUUUACUUGUGCAGCAUAUAAUUCUCUAAGUCUGAACUUUGGUUGUGAUUCUCCAUAAUGACUUCAAAGAGGUAGAACACUUUUUGCAACAAUAAAAUCAGGUCUAUAGAACCAUACCAGACACACUAUCAUAACAAUAAUUGAGAGGAAGCGUUGUAAUUUAAAGGUUCUUAAGGAGUUCUAAAGUUUUGUUCUAUCUUUUCAUAUAUAUAGAAUAUUCAUGGCAGCUAGCUGUCGGGUGAUUCAUUAGCUACAUCUGGUAUGUGAGACUUCUGAAUAGCCUCCCAAUGAAUUCUUUGGAAGAAUCUGCUUGUAUAUGUGGCCUGCAAAAGGAACAAGUUAGCAUUUCCCAGAAGCUGCACAGCCGCGCUUGGUGACUAUAUGGUGCAAAGCUAACUGGAGCGUGAGGUUACAGAUUUCAAAUCAAGGUACAAUGCUUGUUUCUUCCAAAGUCACCUGGAAAUGCAGUCACAUGGCUGCAUGGAUCAAGUUCUGUGUGCUCCAUGAAUCUUACGCUGUGAGCAGUUGCCUUCAAUAAAUUUGAGUCUUUUAUUAA